UUUUGUUUCGACUGGCAGUUUUAUCCUUUUAGAUCACAUAUCAACCUCCUUUGACUUCUCUCAAUCUCUAAAUAAUCCAUGCAGAUCGGAGCAACACUUCCGGCACAGAAUCUCCACCUCUUUCAGGCCAGAAGAAACAGUUUCAGAUGCCAGCAGUCACCAUUGAAACCGGUUACUUCGACUGAACUGACCAAGAAACACAUGGCCAAUCUCGAUAAAAUUCUUCAAAAACAAUCUAAUCCGGAGCCAAACCUAUUUGAUCCAUUACCAGUUCAAAGAGUUUCUAAUACUAACAGUAAUAAUAAUAAUGGAUCGAUUUUGGCAAACAAAGGUAAAGCUUUACUUGAAGGACUCAAAUUGGCUAGAAUUUGGCCGGAAAUGAAAGCGGCCGAGGAAAUGUCACCUCGGCAUUUAAACCGCCUUCAGCGGUUAUUAUCCAAAACUGAGGAGUAUUCUCCGAGGAAUCAUCUCGGUUCACGGUGGCGAGAGUAUCACGGAAGUAAUGAUUGGGUCGGAUUACUUGACCCGCUAGAUGAGAAUCUCCGGCGAGAGGUGGUGCGAUACGGUGAAUUCGUCCAAGCAGCGUAUCAUGCUUUCCAUUCAAAUCCUGCCAUGUCAACAGAGGCAGCGCCGUUGCCUAGACACGUGGCUUUGCCUGAUAGGUCUUACAAGGUUACAAAAAGUCUUUACGCCACGUCAUCGGUCGGUUUGCCUAAGUGGGUGGAUGAAGUAGCACCGGAUCUUGGGUGGAUGACCCAACGAUCAAGUUGGGUCGGGUACGUUGCAGUUUGUGACGAUAAGAGGGAGAUCCAAAGGAUGGGAAGAAGGGAUAUAGUUAUAGCAUUACGUGGGACUGCCACGUGUCUUGAAUGGGCUGAGAAUAUGAGAGCCCAUUUAGUUGACAUGCCUGGGAGCCAUGAGUCGACCCAUGGACAACCGAAGGUGGAAUGUGGGUUUUUGAGCUUGUACAAAACGAGCGGAGAUCAUGUGCCGAGUCUAGCCGAAUCGGUAGUUGCAGAGAUAAAAAGGCUAAAAGAAGCAUACAAAGAGGAGACCCUAAGCAUUACAGUCACAGGCCACAGUUUAGGUGCAGCCUUGGCUCUGUUAGUAGGAGAUGAUUUAAGUAGUUGUGCCUCUGAAAUGCCGCCGGUCGCAGUUUUUUCCUUCGGCGGACCUAGAGUAGGUAACCGAGGAUUCGCAAACCAAAUAAAUUCUAAAAACGUCAAGGUCUUAAGAAUCGUGAAUAGCCAAGACGUCAUAACUAGAGUUCCUGGAUUACCAGUUGUGGAAGAGCUAAACGACAACAUGCCAUUGGCGUAUUCUCAUGUGGGUGCUGAACUACGUGUUGAUACAAAAAUGUCUCCGUAUCUAAAACCCAAUGCAGAUGUUUCAUGUUGUCAUGAUUUGGAGGCUUACUUACAUCUGGUGGAUGGGUUUAGAGCUUCGAAUUGUCCUUUCAGAGCAAAUGCGAAGAGAAGUUUAGUGAAGUUGUUAAAUGAUCAAAGGUCUAAUGUUAAAAAAUUAUAUACAAGCAAAGCACAUGCUUUGAGUUUGAAUCUUGAAAGGCAGGGAUUCUCCACUUCUGGUUGUCUCCCUAGUCCUUCCCAAUAAAAUUUUCUUUUUUAAAAAAAAAAUUGUCAAUAUUAAAAAAAAAAAAAAAUCAAAUGACAAAAAUAUACUUAUGGUAUAUAGUUGUUGUAGUUGUCUUCUAUGUGCGAAUAAUGAUGUACCGGAAACAACUAAAUUUUAUAUUAGAAGAGCUAUCUAUCAUGACAUUUUACUAAA
This is a messenger RNA of Jatropha curcas, 1785 nucleotides long. RefSeq names its product alpha/beta-Hydrolases superfamily protein (gene PLA-I{BETA]2). The record is from RefSeq and is a predicted model, not a curated record. Gene Ontology annotation, biological process: lipid metabolic process. Lineage: Eukaryota; Viridiplantae; Streptophyta; Magnoliopsida; Malpighiales; Euphorbiaceae. Gene Ontology annotation, molecular function: glycerophospholipase activity.